Cydia splendana is the source of this 5826-nucleotide messenger RNA. RefSeq lists its product as uncharacterized. The transcript has 14 exons. Gene Ontology annotation, cellular component: signaling receptor complex; plasma membrane. Gene Ontology annotation, biological process: multicellular organism development; cell surface receptor protein tyrosine kinase signaling pathway; positive regulation of kinase activity. NCBI's taxonomy places the organism in Eukaryota, Metazoa, Arthropoda, Insecta, Lepidoptera, Tortricidae. Gene Ontology annotation, molecular function: transmembrane receptor protein tyrosine kinase activity; ATP binding. Bases 359 to 3889 code for a protein of 1176 amino acids. The record is from RefSeq and is a predicted model, not a curated record.
CUCUCUCGUGGGAACAGACAGCGAGAUAAUUAGCAAUCUAUGUGACCCUGAGUUGAAUGAUAAAUAGCUUGUUAACCGAGUAUACAUAUAAACACGUGUUGUGUAACAAAAGGUGAAAUACAUUGACUUGUUAUGCAUAUCUGUGCAUAUCCAACGAUACUUGUGAGUUAAAGUGAGCUGGAUUUACAGUGUGGAACAAAAUUUAUAUGGAAAGGAAUACUAGUGUUACAUGGAUAAAACAGUGAAGUGUAGCACUAUUUGAUAAAAACGGAAUUUGCAGAGAAUUCUCCCACGAAGCUGUUUUCGUCUCAAUCCUCGCGGCGGCCGCGUCGUUACGACGCCCGCUGGCCGCUAUUAUAUGAGAGUCACAUGGCUGUGCGUGGCGGCGUUGUGCGGCGUGCUAAGCACGCGCGCCGACGCGCCGCCGCCGAGCGAGCUGCGAGUCACCAGCGCCGUGCUUGGCGAUGACGGCGUCGGCGCGGCGCUACGGGAGUUGGCGGCGGCGGCGUUAGCGGCGAGAGGCGUGCGCGCUAGGGCUGUACCUCCGCCGGAAGAAUGCCUUGCCCCGGCGUCGCGCAUAUGCCACAUAGCUGUGAACCGUCUCCUCACUAAGGGCAACCUUACUGCUGCUAUACUACCCACGCCCGCCGCUGAAGCGCCACUUGACGCCAUGGAUGGCUACGGUCUCGCCGGACUCGGCGAUGCAGCGCCGCCGGCGCGGCGAGUAUGCCACGCGGGGGGUCCGGCUGCGCCGCGCGGGGCAAGAUCUCUACUCGACCUAGUGGAUGAAGACGUCGCCGCGCUUUAUGAGUUGACGCCGAUGGAGAUUGCCAGCGUGUUCGCUAAUACCUCAAAAUGGGACGGAUUAUCGUAUCCAAAUGGGACGGAAGCGCUGAAAGUAUGUACGACAGGACGCUGCGCGACGCUUCUCACUAGUACCACAACUGAAGCGAAGGAACUAGCUAUCCUAGCUCACGCUUACUCACUCCGCGUACGCGUAGUUCCUCUGGGCAUACAUCUAUCUGCUGUUAAAUUACAUCGCCCAUUCAUCGCCUGUGAUGCACUGAACGUACCUCCUGGCCGGCCGCUCGGCCCACCACCCUGCACUAACUCCAAAGAUAUUGCUUGCAUUUUCGAGCCAUACCGAGUACUAAAACGUGUCAACAGACGUGCUCCUGAGCUAACGUUAAGCGCGUUACGCGUACUGACUAGGCUAAAGUUGGACGAACACCAGUUAGCAGUACUGGGUAAGGAAGCGCGAGCACGCGGCGCGGUAGCCGCAGCAAAUGAGUUUUUAUCGAAGAAUCCACUAGCGGUCGGCGCUAGCGAAGUACGCGUGUUGGUGAUGCUGCCGGACAAAACGCCGCGUGAAUUACAAUUAGAGCCACGAGCGCUAGCCGCCGCUGCCGCUUUGGCUGAGUUGGAUGAACAGAGCUCAUCACACGCUACGCGUUUUAAAGUUGAAACUUUUGAUGAUGAAUGUUCAGGAUCUACGGCCUAUAAACAUCUGUCGGAUGCGCUAGGUACAGGUGAAUACGGUGCGUUAUCGGCGGUAGCCGGGCCGGCUUGCGGCGCAGCGUUUGCGGAUGUGGCUAAGCAAACAAAAUCGCAUGUGUUGCCGGUGCUGGCAUAUACGCCGCAGGCUGCAGAAGGGCCGUAUGUACUGCGUGCAGCAGGCGAUGCGCGUGACGAGGCUGCCGCUCUAGGAGCAUUACUAUCAGCGCAGAGCUGGCGCCGAAUAGCCGCGCUUACUGAGCCUAGUACACGCGCGUUGCUGGACUCUGCUAGCUUGCGCGCCGACGUCGUUGUGCACACCGAGCUGCCCGACGCGGAUGUCGUGGGUGACGAUGUGGUUGGAAAUAACGCCGCCUAUGUGACAGAGACUCUUGACGACAAAACCAAACUAGAGCCAGAUUACGAGUUAAUAUCUCAGUGGGCAACUCGCGCAGCAGCAGCAGGUGCGCGUAUCCUUCUAGUAUGGCCUGAAGACGCGCGUGCACUUCGCGGGGCAUUAUGUGCAGCCCGGGAAGCUAAGCUCACACCGCAGGCCGGCGCGGUGUUCCUCCUCCCACCGCUAGCCCCUUCUGCCCUCAUCCGAGCCGACACUGAUAAGCACCCCUGCUCGACCGAGCAGUUGCAGGAGAUGGCUGACGGCCAUAUUAGUCUGCGGCCCGCUUGGCAGAUGGACUGGAUGCCGCCCGCUGAUUGGGCUGAGCGCUGGCGUACACAGUGCAGAUUUCAGCCGGUGGUCGGUCCAUGUUCUACGCCUACACCAAACGCGGCACUUCUGUACGACGUACUGCGUCUUUGGGCUGCUGCACUCUCCCGCUUGCUCACGCGCAAGCCCAGCGCUCUUGAUGACCUGCAUCAGGAAGAGAUCAUCAAAUCACUGAUAGCCGAUGUGGAAAGUCCAGAGCACAACUAUACUGGACUCACAGGACAGUUUGCGUGGGGCAACGGCGCACGAACGAUGCCACUGCGGUUGUUGCAGUGGGACAACGGCACGCAGGCGUACUCUGCCGUCGGUGAUUGGGCAAGCACAUUAAAACUGACGCCAAAUGCGAUCCGCUGGCGGACGCUUGACGGCUUGCCUCCGAACGACGGCGUAGAGCCUUGCGCAUUGCAGCCACUAGCGGACGCUCUACACGCAGACUGUCGCGUUGCACUUGGAACGCUUCUAGCACUACUACUGGCCGGGCUUGCAGCCGCGCUCGGCGGCGCUGGGUGGCUUCUUAAACGACGUCUAGAAACACGCUACCGCGCUCGCUUAGCUGCCCUCGGCUUGUCCACAUUAGCACCUAAACUGGACGCGCUCGACCGCUGGGAAUUACCACGAGAGCGUGUCGUUAUCAACCGCAAGCUCGGCGUCGGCGCGUUCGGUACAGUGUACGGCGGGCAUGCACUACUAACUGAACGACGUGCUUGGACCGCCGUCGCCGUCAAAACGCUCAAACCCGGCGCUGGCAUGGCAGAAAAACUAGACUUUCUUGCUGAAGCUGAAGCUAUGAAGAGGCUUGAACAUCCCAAUGUUGUGAAACUACUAGGUGUAGUCACGCACUCAGAACCAGUCUGCACUGUUAUGGAGUUCAUGUUAUAUGGAGAUUUAAAGGGAUACCUUCUGGCGCGGCGGCAUUUGGUGGAUGAAGGAGGCGAAACCGCGGAUGAAGUAUCGCCAACCCGACUGACGGCUAUGGCUUUAGACGCGGCGCGUGCGCUCUCAUACCUCGCUCAACUCCGCUUCGUACAUCGUGACGUAGCUGCCCGUAACUGCCUGGUGUCAGCUCGGCGGCAGCUUAAGCUGGCUGACUUUGGCAUGGCGCGACCAGUAUGCGAGAGUGAUUACUACCGGUUCAGCCGCAAGGGUCUACUUCCCGUGCGCUGGAUGGCACCCGAAUCACUUUCUCGAGGCGUUUUCUCUCCCGCCUCAGACGUAUGGGCGCUCGGUGUUCUGCUGUAUGAGAUCGUGACGUUUGGAGCCCUACCGUAUCAAGGGCUCGGUAACUCACAGGUGCUGGCACGCGUCACACGAGGACGAUCGCUUCGUCCACCGCCUGGAUUGCAGCCUAACCUAGAGGGGCUGAUGAAGUCCUGCUGGCAGCAAGAGCCGGCGGCGCGUCCAAGCGCGGCGGCAGUCGCCGCUUUCCUAGCUGACUCCCCGCGUCUGUUGACGCCGUGUCUUGUCGCGUUCGACGUUCUGCCGCUCGACCCGCCGCGGCCGUCUGAACACUCUGAACAUGAGCAGGACCUACAAGAACGCUGGGUGUCGUGGGCGGCGCCGCCGUCCGCCGCCACCGACACAACGUACCUCAGCGCCGACGCCGACGCCGACACGGAGCCAGAAUCACCCGGCGUCGAUGUGCCCGUCGAAACACAGCGGUUCCUCCCUUGACAUAUCAGGAGAUUCAUGAGUCUAUUGCAUAAAAACUUACGAGCUAAACCUUCUAUAAAGAUAAACUUCAAAAUGUUCGAAAUGCCCAAUAGAUGACGCCCUGCUGUCACCCCUAUUGGCAAUGAAAAUUAAAUGACUUGAACUGAAAUAGAUGUACAGUCGCCAUCAGAUAUAUCGGGGCGGAUAAGGCGCUCACAAAUAUCUGAACACGCCUCUAUUGUCAAGGCGUUAGAGUGCGUGUGCAGAUAUUUGUGAGCACCUCGGACGCUCCGAUAUAUCUGAUGGCGACUAUAUAUACAAAAUAAAAAGUGAUAAAGCCCUCUGGUGGCCGACGCCGGAAUCGAACUGGCGUCUUCUGCUCACGCGACUUAUGUCUUGACCACUAGACCACCCGACUGCGGCGGUCGACGUCUAUCUUUGGUCAUAAGACUCAUAAGCAUAACAAUGUGUAUGAAACAAUGAUAUAAAUGGUUACUUAUUUGUUUAAUAUUUUGAACAUUAUUCUCAGGUAAUGUUCUCUAAUAAUAAUAUGUAUUGUAAGGCCACUAAGUAAGUACUUACCAAAAGUUAAGUCUUUGGGGUUUUUCAUACACAUCUUUACAGUUCUAACCAAAAAUGGAAAGUAAUACUUAUGGCGUUAUUUUUUUUUAACACAAUAGUUAAGCACUGUACAUGUUUAUGCAAUAGUACAUUACGAUACAGUGCGAAAACUCGGAAAUUCGCAACUAGUGGCGAUAAAUUAAAACACGACUGAAGGGAAUGUUUUAAAUCGACACGAGUUGCGAAUUACCUUUUCGCAUGUGUAUUGUACAACGUUUUACAGUACAUAUCGGCCGUUUAAAUUUACGACAUACGCACAACAUAUACGAGGGUUGCACUGAAAAUGUCGGGAAUAGAGAAAACUGUCGCAUCUAGACGGUCAAUCUUUAUUUUAAUACAUACUUAAACUCAAACUGACCACGCAUAUAAAUUUUCUUUUGAAAGUAAUCAUUCUGUAAUGCACACGGCUCAUAAUCCCAAAGUCCUUUUUGUAUGGCGAUUUUGGGGCCUUAGUGGUUUUGUAUGAAAUUCGUGGAGUAGCCAACGGAAUUGAAGUUUUUUUACAUAUAUAUAUAUAUAUAAAAGAUUUUUUUACUGUUGUCAUAUGAAUAUUUAGGAAUGUCGAAAUCUGCCGAUAUGCAACUUUUUUGGCAGUCUUUUUAAUUAACAGCACAAAUGCGAUUUUAAUUUUUGACGUCGCUUUGGAAUGACAUGCUUCUUUAAGAUCACCCAUGGGAUAAAAUGAAAGUGACUUUCAUAUUUAAUUUUAACUGCAAACGAGCGUACGAUGAACUCUAGUUCAUAAAAAAAUAACAGAAGCCCAUUGUAACUUUUAUUUGUUCGCUGAGGGCAUAUUGAAAACCGUUUAAAAAUAUGAUCCGAAAAAUCACUUGGCCAAAAAUUCAAAUAAUGUUCGACAUACAAUUUUCAAAUUGCCAGUAAUUCUUAAAUACAAAUGACAACCAAAUGGAAUAUACCUUAAAAGUUUUAUAAAGAGUUACAUUUUUAUAAAUUAUAUGCCUGUUUCUAUUAUGUUAUUUCUAAGUGUCCCAUUCCCGAAUAUUUCAGUGCGACCCUCGUACCUACCUAGUGCUAGUUACCGCACUGGGGUGGUAAAUUAGCACCAUAUGUACUGUAAAGAUAUAAAUGAUAAUGCCAGUCCGUCUUUUUUAUCGAUAACUGAGGAGAGAAUAUUUUUAGCAAUAAACGAUAAGGUAACCGUCCCAGCGUUUGACUACCUCAAUUGCAUAGAAAUACGGUGACAAAGGUAAAAUGCCAAACACUGGGACGUUUGCGUGACCAUCAUAGGCUACUACACAUUCCAUCGUCUAGUCAAUUAGCUAACUAUUUAUAAUAAGUAAAAGAAUGAUCUUGUAAAUAUAAUAUAAAUAUAAUUU